GCAGUCCGCGAGCUGUCGUCGGCUCCGCGCGGGGGGGGCGGGCCGGGCACCCCGGGGCGCGGAGGAGCGCUGUUUGCUUCUCCUUUCCCCCCACUCCGCACUCCCGGGCACCCUCAAGCCAGUCCACGCUGCUCCCCUCUUCCUCUUGUCUCGUACCCCGGCAAACUUUCGGUUCCUCCCCCGCCCCUCACCCGUUAUUCGUCGUGGCUCGAGCCCGGCCGCGCCGCCCCGAGGGCUCCUCCGGACCUCCCUGCCUGCAGCGCCGACCAUUACAGGAUCCAGAAACAUGUCGACCACACUUCUGUCCGCCUUCUACGAUAUCGACUUCUUGUGCAAGACGGAGAAAUCCCUGGCCAACCUCAAUCUGAACAUGCUGGACAAGAAGGCGGUGGGGACGCCCGUGGCCGCCGCCCCUAGCUCGGGCUUCACACCGGGCUUUCUCCGACGGCACUCGGCCAGUAACCUGCACGCACUCGCCCACACCGCGCCUAGCCCCGGCAGCUGUUCGCCCAAGUUCCCGGGCGCGCCUAACGGCAGCAGCUGCGGCAGCGGGGCGGCGGGCGGCCCGGCCUCCUACGGCACUCUCAAGGAGCAGUCAGGGGGCGGCGGCACGGCCCUGCUGAACAAGGAGAACAAAUUCCGGGACCGCUCAUUCAGCGAGAACGGAGAGCGGAGCCAGCACCUCUUGCACCUGCAGCAGCAGCAGCAGCAGCAGCAGCAGCAGAAGGGGGGCGGCGGCUCCCAGAUCAACUCCACGCGCUACAAAACUGAGCUGUGCCGGCCCUUCGAGGAGAGCGGCACGUGCAAGUACGGCGAGAAGUGCCAGUUCGCUCACGGCUUCCACGAGCUGCGCAGCCUGACCCGGCACCCGAAGUACAAGACGGAGCUGUGCCGUACCUUCCACACCAUCGGCUUCUGCCCCUACGGCCCGCGCUGCCACUUCAUCCACAACGCCGACGAGCGGCGGCCCGCGCCGUCGGGGGGCGCCUCCGGGGACCUGCGCGCCUUCAGCGCGCGUGACGCGCUGCACCUGGGCUUCCCCCGGGAGCCGCGGCCCAAGCUGCAUCACAGCCUCAGUUUCUCGGGCUUCCCGUCUGGCCACCACCAGCCCCCCGGGGGCCUCGAGUCGCCACUGCUGCUCGACAGCCCCACGUCGCGCACGCCGCCGCCACCGCCCUCUUGUUCCUCGGCCUCCUCCUGCUCCUCGUCCGCUUCGUCCUGCUCCUCGGCCUCAGCGGCCUCCACGCCAUCAGGCGCCCCGACGUGCUGUGCCUCGGCGGCAGCUGCGGCCGCGGCAGCGCUUCUGUACGGCACCGGGGGCGCCGAGGACCUGCUGGCGCCGGGCGCCCAGUGCGCGGCCUGCUCGUCGGCCUCGUGCGCCAACAACGCCUUUGCAUUCGGCCCAGAGCUGAGCAGCCUCAUCGCGCCCCUCGCCAUCCAGACGCACAAGUUUGCCGCGGUAGCCGCGGCGUACUAUCGCAGCCAGCAGCAGCAGCAACAGCAGGGCCUGGUGCCCCCCGCGCAGCCUCCGGCGCCGCCCAGCGCGCCCCUCCCUGCCAGUUCUGCCGCGCCGCCCUCACCGCCCUUCAGCUUCCAGCUGCCGCGCCGCCUGUCCGAGUCUCCCGUGUUCGACGCGCCCCCUAGCCCCCCGGACUCGCUGUCUGACCGCGACAGCUACUUGAGCGGCUCCCUGAGCUCCGGCAGCCUCAGCGGCUCCGAAUCCCCCAGCCUCGACCCCGGCCGCCGCCUGCCUAUCUUCAGCCGCCUGUCCAUCUCCGACGACUGAGGCAAGAGGGCGCCAGCGAGGAGGAGGAAGGGAAGGCUGUUCUGGGGAUGUU
This is a messenger RNA of Puma concolor (puma), 1838 nucleotides long. It is a transcript of the gene ZFP36L2, whose product is annotated as ZFP36 like 2 zinc finger CCCH-type. Lineage: Eukaryota; Metazoa; Chordata; Mammalia; Carnivora; Felidae. The record is from RefSeq and is a predicted model, not a curated record. Gene Ontology annotation, molecular function: metal ion binding; mRNA binding.